This is a messenger RNA of Pseudophryne corroboree (corroboree frog), 3084 nucleotides long. RefSeq names its product zinc finger protein 367 (gene ZNF367). Gene Ontology annotation, molecular function: DNA-binding transcription factor activity, RNA polymerase II-specific; RNA polymerase II cis-regulatory region sequence-specific DNA binding. The record is from RefSeq and is a predicted model, not a curated record. The transcript has 5 exons. Bases 218 to 1234 code for a protein of 338 amino acids. Gene Ontology annotation, biological process: regulation of transcription by RNA polymerase II. NCBI's taxonomy places the organism in Eukaryota, Metazoa, Chordata, Amphibia, Anura, Myobatrachidae.
ACUGGCUGCCAGGCCUGCCCGUCUCUCGCACUGCGGCUAGCGCCCAGAGAGAGACAGCUGAUUGGUCCGUGCCAGGCGCGAAAUGUAACGCGGGAAAGAAAGAAGCGGAGCAGCACUCCUCUCAUACAUCACCUGCUUGCGCCGCGAUGGGCUCGCCUGGCGGGAUGUAGGAGCCAGUCUAGCAAGGCCAGAGAAGAAGCCGCGUUGUCUCCUUGGCAUGAUGUCUGAUGUGUGCCGCUCUCCCGUCCUGCAGUCUCCCUUAUCUCAGGACGCGUCUCCCCCUCGCCGGGUGCUGGUGUCCGUGAUCAAGGCGGUAUCUCCCACCUCCGCCCAUACUCCGCUCAAGCCCCGCCGCCCGCCCGUUAGCGCCGGGACCCCGUCCCAGCUCAGCCCCGUCCCGAACAGUCCCGGCUUCAGCGAUUUCAUGGUGUACCCGUGGCGCUGGGGGGAGAACGCGCAUAACGUCACCCUGAGCCCCGGGCCGCCCGCCAGGCACCAACCGCCGGCUGCGGAGCCCGUCCACCCCAACAGGGACCCUGGCCAUGACGUCAUCGGGACCAGUGCGGCGGCUGGCGAGGACAGCUUGGAUGCAAUAAGACGUGGCCGCCCAAGGGCAGAAACGGUUCGGGACUUAAUAAAUGAGGGGGAGCACUCUUCCAGCAGAAUCCGGUGCAAUAUUUGCAACAGAGUGUUUCCUCGUGAGAAAUCUUUGCAAGCUCAUAAAAGAACUCAUACAGGAGAAAGACCUUAUCUCUGUGACUAUCCAGAUUGUGGGAAAGCCUUUGUUCAAAGUGGACAAUUGAAGACACACCAGCGCCUUCACACGGGAGAGAAACCAUUUGUUUGCUCAGAAAAUGGGUGUUUGAGUCGAUUUACUCAUGCAAACCGUCAUUGCUCUAAGCAUCCAUAUGCCAGACUGAAACGAGAAGAACCAGGCACCAAGGGAAGCAAGAGCCAAGUUGCUGAUAACAAAGAUUCAGCAGAAUGGUUGGCAAAACACUGGGAGAGGCAAGAGCAGCUGCCAUCCACAUUAAAGAUGAAAUCCCUUCAGAAAGCAGACCAGGAGCAACAGGACCCAUUAGAAUAUCUUCAGUCAGAUGAAGAUGAGGAAGAUGAAAAAAAUGGUCCUCACUCUGCCGCCCGCCGUUGUUUGCAAGAGCAGAGAGAGCGUAUGCAUGGCGCUUUGGCUCUGAUUGAACUAGCUAACUUGGCUAGUGCACAGUUACGCCAGUAACCCGAGAUGUACGAAAUGUCCUCCCCUUGCAGUAUAUUUGCCUUAUUUCUUUCUGUCAGAGGAAUACUGUGGAGCGUGUACUUCUGUUAGCGGGAAAAGAAAGUUACAAAAUACAGCUUUGGGUUAUAAGCUAAGCACCUUAUUUGCUUGACAUAGGCUGCUAUCCUGUAGAAUUUUUUUUAUGAAGAAUGUCAUUGCUUCCUAAUUGGAAGUAAGAGAAUUGCACUUUUUAUGGUAAAGAUUGUUGUAAAGUGUUUUAUAUCUAUAUAUAUUAUAAUAUUUUGUAAAUAUGGAACAGAAAUGCAAGGAUUGUUUCUGCAUCUGGAAAAAACAAUGCUGGAUUUUACAAGCUUAACAUGUUAAUUUUGUUGAACUUUACUGCUAACAUUUUUGGGUUGGUACAUUAUAUUGUGUAUUUUCCCCUCUCAGUAGCAAAAAUCUAGUAAUAUUAGUUACUAGAAGCACUACUAUUUUUUUAACCCGUCUUAAUAUUUCCAGGUACCAUGCCUAAAGUUCAUAAGCAAAGCAAUUUGGCCUUAAUAACUAGUUACAGACACAAGUAUACAAGUUAAGCUUGUAAAAGGAAGGCCGCAUAGAAAGUUGCCCAUGAAAUGGUCCCUGAUGUACGAAGGCACUUCUUUUAUUAAAGGGGCGGGUAUUUUACAUGGUGGUAUUGAUUUGUAAUAAACUGUUUUUAGAUUAUCUGCAAACACUAAAUUUUUAAUAUUCAGCGCUUAGGAUUUUUAAUUAUAUAUUUUUUGCUAACUGCCAGGCUACAACUUGUUUUCAACUGCCUAAACGCCACUUUAUUGCUUCUACAUGCCAAGCUGUGUGCUAAGAAUGAUUUUACUUUUAAAUAGGCAUAACAGACAAAUUACAUUUGUUACCUACUUAAAACAAAAACUAGUUUUAAAAUAGUGACUUGUAUUUUAGCAAUAAUUGGCUAUUAUACUUGAAAGAUAAAGUUCUUGUUUCUUUCUCCAGUUGACAUUAAACUAUUGUCACCAGGUAGACGGAUUUGUAUUCUCUACAGGCAGGGUUUUUCAUUUAAAAUUUAUGUUCUCACUUUUACUCAAACAUGGAGUACUUUUUUUUUUAUUUUUUUUCUGUCAAUUCUUUAUAUCUGAUAUGACUAUACUUCUACACUAUUUGGCAAACCACACAUGAAUUUUGGGUAAAACACCGGUCACUAAACUUCCAGAACUUGAUAGUAAUCUAUAUCAGAUUUGUUUUAAUAUUAUAAGUAUUAUGAGUUAAGCUAAAGCACUUGUACCAAUAUUUAAGUAUCUUGUCUUUUAGUUAUGGCAGUCCUUCCUCUUUUUGUGGUCACAUGAGUGUAUUGCUCUUACUCCAUGUUUUGCACAAAGAACUGAUGUAUAUUCAAGCUGGAAGCAAUGAUAAAAUAAUUUCAUUAUGCACUUAUUUCCAAAAAGGGAGUCAUAUUAAUUCUCUACUUAAAAGGACACCUAAAACACAAGUUGGCUUAUACUAAAGAGCUACUAGAAUGUAUGUGUAAGUGUGUGUAUGUGUGUGUGUAUGUAUGUGUGUAUAUAUAUAUAUAUAUAUAUAUAUAUAUAUAUAUAUAUAUAUAUAUAUAUAUAUAUAUAUAUAUAUAUAUAUAUAUAUAUAUAUAUAUAUAUAUAUAUAAUAUUCCCAUACAAAUAUGAUGGCUUUUUUUUAUUUUGGGAACUUGUGUUUGGUUUAUUUGGCCUUUUUAAAAACUGCUUUUUGUUCUAAAAAAUGUGGUUUGUUUUUCAGUGUCAUCCCGCUUAUAGCUGUUGGUAGUUUGGCAUGAGUUUUUAACAUAAGUGUAUUCCAUGCUUUGAAUAAAAUAUAUGUAAUUUAAUUAA